AAAUCAAUCCUCAAAUUCACUUCACAAGCAUUUAGCUAUCACAACUUCUUUCCUCUUCACUAAAAGCUACUUAUAUACAUAUUUUCUUGGCAUUUGGGCCAAACUACUCAUUGUUUCUUGAAGUUGUUUCAAAAUGGACAUGGUGAUGAAGUUGGGAGCAACAAGCGCGGUGGUGGUUUUCACAAAGAGUAGUUGUUGCAUUUCUCACAGCAUUGAAACCCUAAUUCGUAGUUUUGGAGCAAACCCUACAAUUUACGAGCUCGAUACACAUCCAAAUGGGAGGCAAAUGGAGAAGGCAUUGAUGGAACUAGGGUGUCAGCCAAGUGUUCCAGCAAUAUUUAUAGGGAAAGAGUUAGUUGGUGGUGCUAAUGAGAUAAUGAGCCUUAAUGUGAGGGGUAAGCUUAAACAAUUGCUCAUUAGGGCUAAUGCCAUUUGGGUAUAGAAAUUACUUAAUAAUGACUUGGUAGCAAGUCUAGGAGUUUUGACAAUAAAUCAACCCCAUUUGUAGAGUUUCUUUCUAGCUUUUUAGCAAAGGUUUCUAUGCAGCAAAGGUUGUGUUUUUCUCCCAUUUUUAUUUGCUUCUUAAUGUACUAAAAAGAGUUAUACUUUGGUCAUAGCUAGUGACUAUUUUACUUGUUCACAGCUGAUGGGAUGAAAGAAGUUCAUAGCAAUGAUCAUAUCUUUAUUAUUGAA
This is a messenger RNA of Solanum stenotomum, 693 nucleotides long. RefSeq names its product monothiol glutaredoxin-S1-like. Lineage: Eukaryota; Viridiplantae; Streptophyta; Magnoliopsida; Solanales; Solanaceae. The transcript has a single exon. Bases 134 to 442 code for a protein of 102 amino acids. The record is from RefSeq and is a predicted model, not a curated record.